AUGGAGUCAACUUCUGAUCAAGUUGGACUGUAUGAUCUGCAGAUGGAUGGCCAUGUGGGUGAUCAUGAAUUCUCUCCCUCAUUCACCACAACUGAGGACUCCUCUGGGAUUUCCUCAGACCUGUUUUUUCAACCCAUGUUCUCCAAUGAGUUUGUCAAAUUUCCAAUUUCAAAUGAUGAACUGCAAUCUAUGGAGAAUAUUGCACAUGAUAUGGAAGGGUUUGAGCCUAUUUUAAAUCAAAUUGAAGAUAUUUGUAGUUGGUUGGGUGAAAGCGAGGGUGAAGCAAGUUUUCCUUCACAACUGUCUGUUGAAGGAGAAGAUGUGUGGAGUCCUGGCCUGUCAAUGAAAUCUAGUGAGGCCUCGACAGUCAUACCAUCGGAGAACCUCUCAUUAGUACUGCCAGCAGAUGACAUGGAAAUUGAUAACCAAUUGAGCAUCCAUCAUCUGCUUCAGGCAUAUGGAGAAGCCAUGGAGAUGGAACAGAGAGAGCUCAUGGAGGUGAUUGCAAAAUCCAUAGGCGAGAAAAUUAACCCAAUUGGUGAAACGCUGGAACGUCUUGCAUUUAACUUAUUCCAAUCCACAGAGAAGGAAGGCGACUACCUAAAAGAGGAGUCAAGCAAGAACUUUGAGGCAGCUUUCAUGGCGUUCUACCAAAUAUUCCCAUAUGGCAGGUUUGCUCACUUUGCAGCAAACUCAGCCAUCCUUGAAGCUAUACCAGGUGAUGCAGAGACAGUCCACAUAGUGGACUUUGAUAUGGGAGAAGGGAUUCAGUGGCCUCCAAUGAUUGAAACCCUUGGGCGGCUAGGAAAGGCAGUUAGAUUGACAUCGAUAAAGUCAUGGGAGGAGGAUUAUAGUUGUUCUCCUUCACAGUGGAGAUUUGAGGAGACCAGGAAGAGGCUCUGUGAUCAUGCAAGGUCUUUUGGUUCACAGUUAAGGGUUGAGGAGAUGGGUAUUGAGGAUUUGGUGAGUGAGAUAAAGAAGAUGAAGACAAGGGGUGGUGGAAGGGAAUGGUUAGCCUUUAACUGCAUGGUGGGGCUUCCACAUAUGGGAAGGAGAAGGAGUAGAAGUCAUGUUACGGACUUUCUAAGAGUAGCCAAGGAAUUAUUGGCCAAUUCUGCAACUACUGGAGUCAUAGCCAUUGGUGAUGGAGAUGCUGCAGAGAGAUUGAAAAAUUGCUCCGGAUAUAGUUCAUUCUUCAACGGGAAUGUAACGUAUUACCAAGCCCUGUGUGAAUCAAUGGAGUGGAAUUUCCCCAUACAUCUUGCAGAUGCAAGAACAGCCAUUGAGAGUCUCUUUGUGGCACCAUAUGUCUCUAAUCUUUCUUGGUUUCAAAAGUGGGAGGAGACGAGGGAAUUUUCUGAUCUUCAGACAGGAGUGGGGUUGGAGGGUCGUAGACUAAGCAUGGCAAACUUAAUGGAAGCCAAAGAGAUAGUGAAAGGAGAGAGUUCCUACAAGGUUAAGAUUGAAGGACAGAACGCGAAUGAAAUGGUUCUGGAAUGGAGCGGAACCCCAUUAGUGAGAGUAUCCACCUGGAUAUAGGAAACACAGAAGCCAAAAAUUGAAGGCAAAUCAUAUACCACAAUUUCUUUCUUUUCAGUAUAUGUACUUAAUAUGCACAGAUACUGUAUAUUUCAGGUUGUAUAGAUUGA
Molecule: messenger RNA, 1649 nt
Organism: Cornus florida
Lineage: Eukaryota; Viridiplantae; Streptophyta; Magnoliopsida; Cornales; Cornaceae
Product: protein NODULATION SIGNALING PATHWAY 2-like
Exons: 1
Coding region: 1-1539 (512 amino acids)
Biological process (GO): regulation of DNA-templated transcription
Cellular component (GO): nucleus
Molecular function (GO): DNA-binding transcription factor activity; sequence-specific DNA binding
Source: RefSeq, a predicted model, not a curated record